Messenger RNA from Kazachstania africana CBS 2517, 564 nucleotides. RefSeq names its product mitochondrial import inner membrane translocase subunit TIM22. Gene Ontology annotation, molecular function: transmembrane protein transporter activity. Gene Ontology annotation, cellular component: TIM22 mitochondrial import inner membrane insertion complex. Bases 1 to 564 code for a protein of 187 amino acids. NCBI's taxonomy places the organism in Eukaryota, Fungi, Ascomycota, Saccharomycetes, Saccharomycetales, Saccharomycetaceae. The transcript has a single exon. The record is from RefSeq and is a predicted model, not a curated record. Gene Ontology annotation, biological process: protein insertion into mitochondrial inner membrane.
AUGGCGUACACGGGGUUUGGAUUGGAUCAGAUCCAUCCUCCAGUAAACAAAUCGUUUAAUCAAAUGACACCGGAGGAACAAGCUGAAAAAGGUGCAACAAUGAUGAUAAAUUUCAUGUCAUCAUGCCCUGGGAAGACCGUAGUUAGUGGAGUCACUGGUUUUGGCCUCGGUGGUAUAUUUGGGUUGUUUAUGUCCUCUAUGGCAUAUGAUACUCCCGUUCAGCUCGCUACAAAUGUCAAGACCAUAGCAGAUAUGACAAUGAAACAGCAACUGAGAGUACAAUUUGCCGACAUGUAUAAAAAAUCGAUAUCAAGCGCUAAAAGCUUUGGUUACAUGGGUUUGGUGUAUUCUGGUGUCGAGUGUGUCGUUGAAUCAGCGAGAGCAAAGAAUGAUAUCAAUAAUGGACUCAUAGCGGGCUGUAUAACUGGUGGGGGACUCGCUUACAAAGGUGGCCCUCAGGCUGCAUUCAUGGGCUGUGUUGGUUUUGCUGCCUUUUCUCUUGCUAUUGAUACUUAUAUGAAAAUGGAAGAUGGGAAACCUCCUGUAAAUGACUUUAAUGAAUAA